CAGCUGCACAAGAAGGUAGAAAACAUAACGGAAAUCAUAUUUUCUACUGAAGUAAAUGUAAGGAAGCAAUGUUAUCCAAGGCUUCGCCGAAUGUAAAUUCGGCAUUUACGUAAUAAAAAUUAAUUAAAAAGUGAAUGACUUACAUCAAAGAGGGUUGGAAUUUUGGAAUGAAGAUCAAAUGAAGAUGAAUCGAUAUAUCACCUUGAACCAACUGGGCGAUGGAACAUUUGGCUCAGUUGUUCUCGGCGAAAGAAUCGACACCGGCGAGAAAGUUGCAAUCAAGAGGAUGAAGCGGAAAUAUUAUUCCUGGGAGGAGGCUAUGAAUCUUCGAGAAGUCAAGUCUUUGAAAAAACUGAGCCAUGCCAACGUCGUGAAGUUGAAGGAAGUCAUAAGAGAAAAUGACGUUUUAUACUUUGUCUUCGAGUACAUGAAGGAAAAUUUGUAUCAAUUAAUGAAAGACAGAGAUAAACUCUUCCCGGAGCCAGUGAUAAGAAACAUGGUAUUUCAAGUACUGCAGGGCCUGGCAUUUAUGCACAAACACGGUUUCUUUCAUCGGGACAUGAAACCGGAAAAUCUCCUCUGCAUGGGACCGGAACUGGUGAAAAUUGCCGAUUUUGGACUUGCGAGGGAAAUUCGAUCUCGACCACCCUACACGGAUUAUGUGUCGACAAGAUGGUACAGAGCACCGGAAGUUCUACUGCAUUCAACAACGUACAACAGUCCUAUCGAUAUUUGGGCAGUUGGCUGUAUAAUGGCAGAACUUUACACAUUUAGGCCAUUGUUCCCGGGGAAAAGUGAAAUCGACGAGAUAUUCAAGAUUUGCUCGGUAAUUGGCACACCGGAUAAAAACGAUUGGCAAGAGGGCUAUCAAUUGGCGUCGGCGAUGAAUUUUAAGUUUCCAAAUUUUAAUCGAACUUCUCUUAGUGUACUCAUUCCUAAUGCUAGUGAACCUGCUGUGAUUCUUAUGGAAGAUAUGCUACAGUGGAAUCCUAUCAAGAGGCCCACUGCACAACAAUCUCUUAGGUAUCCAUACUUUCAAGUUCGUGGACCCAGAGUAAUUAGUAGUAAAAAAAUAGGUGUAGGAUCCCAAAGGGAACUUGUAAUGAAUAAAGUUAAUUUACCGCCAACGAUUCAUAAUUAUAAUUCCCAGGAUGGAAGUAGCAUAAAUCUUAGCAGAGUACAGGAGAAGUUACCCCAGAACCACAAUGUCCAGCAGCAAUUGCAGCAGCCAGUUUUACCUCUUUUGAAUCACAAUAGUCGUAAACGUGAGAGUAUUCCAAAAUGGGACGACGACGACGAUGAUGAUUUCGCCGAUCUACUUGGUAUUCCGUUGUUGUUCUCACGCAUCAGGAGCAAGAUCAUCCCGGACAAUUCCAACACGAAACUUGUACCCGACCGUGUCUACAAGGAAAAUCGUGCCAAUUGGAGCAGCAAUUACUCCAUCGAGAAUCCAAAGCUGUCCAAUGCCAACAACUGGUCGUUGCCUGCAUGGGACGAACCGCAAGAGCCGAAUAAUUGGAAUAAUCAUCAGCAGAAUCAGCAUCAACUUCAGAAUCAGCAUCAGCUUCAGCAGCAGAAUCAGUAUCAACAUCAAAAUCAGUUUCAGCAGCAGAAUCAGUUUCAGCAGCAGAAUCAUCAGAAUCAGCAGAGCCAGAGCAACAACAUGAAAAGUAGUGCGAGGAAACUUUCGGCCAAGCAACAUUACCUCAGCGUCGCUCGGUACGUCGCUGGCCAGAGCACGAAUUUGCCUUCCAGGUACCGACCCUUUCCCACUCUUCUCAAGCGAAUUCUCAUCGGCCACCUGACACUCCUCCUCGGUUACCUCGUCGUUCGCUGCUUCCUCGCCCACGAAGAAAUUCUCACUCACAUCGACGAUUUACUCAUUUUCACCCACCUCAAGAAACCUUCCUUCGUCCAACAGAUUCUCUCUUCAAAACAUUAUUUCCAACUUUUUUUCAAUUUUAAAACUCUCUCCACAACCUACAAUGAAAGAUUACUCCCCAUUUUCAAACACUUCAAAAAUCUCAAUCUCCUCCUUCGUGACUUUCUACAAAUUUUCAAUUUAAAAAUCGACGACAUCGAGCACAUUUGGAAUAAUCUUUUUCCCUUCGCCCUCUUGUGUUUGAAUUACCUCCUUGUGAUUCUCCUGGAAAUUUUCACUAUUCUCUGGUCGGUUGCCAUCUUUCAAUUUGUGAUUCUCUGUCAAAUUUUCCUGAUUCUUUUCGAGCGAAUUUUACAAUAUUCCUUUUUGGUAUUGAAGUACAUUUACGAAAUUCUCACCGAUCCGAAUGUGAGGAUUCAAGUGAUGAGAAUUCUUAUCAAGUACCCUUGUCAAUCGUCAUUAUCGUCGUUGGGAUGGAAAUGGGGAUUUUCUGAAAUUUGUGAAAAAUAUUUUGUCGAGAUGGAGAAAAAUUCUUGGAGUGAUGAUAUUAAUUGGUAUUUAGAGAAUUUCCUCGAUUGGAGUAAAGUGGUACUUCAGUUUAUGAUUAAAUGGUCACCGCUGAUAUUUGAAUUGUUCUUAUCGGCAUUUUGGAGGUGGGAGAAUUCACCAGUUAUUAGAGUCACUGCAUCUGUACUACUUUUUGUUGUAUUUUGCAAUUGUCUCAUCGUAUUUGAGAAGUAAAAUUCUCGAAAAUUACAUUUUCAAAAUUUUCUAGUAUAUAAUUUUUCGGAUUUUGAGUCUAAGAUGGAAAUGUCUUUUAUAUGCACUUGGAAGAUAAUUUUGCGAAUUUUCGCUAAACUUGAAGUCUCUCAAAAACUCAAGUUUUUGUACCACUGCGCAGCUAAAAUUACAGUCUGAUUAAAAUAUUUCUAAUUUCAUAAAUUUUCUGAUAUUUUUCUUAAUUUUAGACUUUAGAGUGAAUAAAAAUGUCGGUUACCAGCUUUUGAAGAAAUUUUCGCUAAUAUCUAAAACUGUUGGUCUGACUAAAACUGACUUCUACUACUUAUUCAAAGUGGCCACUCGUUUUCAUAAAAAAAAAAAUUCCUGGUUAUAAAAAAU
This is a messenger RNA of Leptopilina heterotoma, 3001 nucleotides long. RefSeq names its product serine/threonine-protein kinase ICK-like. Gene Ontology annotation, biological process: protein phosphorylation; intracellular signal transduction; cilium assembly. The record is from RefSeq and is a predicted model, not a curated record. Gene Ontology annotation, cellular component: nucleus; cytoplasm; cilium. NCBI's taxonomy places the organism in Eukaryota, Metazoa, Arthropoda, Insecta, Hymenoptera, Figitidae. The transcript has 8 exons. The coding region runs from base 179 to 2623 and encodes 814 amino acids. Gene Ontology annotation, molecular function: protein serine/threonine kinase activity; ATP binding.